This is a messenger RNA of Colletotrichum truncatum, 1077 nucleotides long. NCBI's taxonomy places the organism in Eukaryota, Fungi, Ascomycota, Sordariomycetes, Glomerellales, Glomerellaceae. The record is from RefSeq and is a predicted model, not a curated record.
AUGGCAUGUGGGAGCGAGAACGGUCCAACUGACCGAGAUACCGACCGCAGCUACCUUUCGGACUUUUUCAUGGGGACAAACCCGGCAGACACCAUCGUAGACGGUUCCCGUCGCGACCGGAUCGCUUACACGGGCGACGUCGACGUGGCCGUCUGCGCCGCCUUCGCCAGUACCUUUGGCAUCACCUUCGUCGACGGUUCACUCGAUCUAAUCGGCUCUUGCCAGGCGACACCGGGCUUCUUCACGCCGACCGCCAAGAUCCAGCAGCCGCCCCCUCUCGUCGCCCUUGGACUCACUGCCGUCGCGCAGAACUAUGAGAUGCGAGGCAAUCUCACUUUCGCGCUGACCUCGGCGCCCAAAGUAGUGAAGAUGCUAGACUGGGCAGACUCGCAGACCCUUGCCAACGGCUUGUUCAACCUUUCUGACGCGUCGUUCGGCGGCGAUUGGAAUUACUACGACCCGACGCAGUCCGGAGUCGUCACAAAGUUCAACGCCGUGACGCCCGGCGUAGAGGUAUCGGCCUACCGGGAGCGACUCGAGCGUCUCCGGGCCGCGAUCAACGAGAACCUCUGGAGUCAAGAGUUGGGCGUCUACGUUAUGUCGGACAAGUUCAGGGACGGCUUCUCGCAGGAGGCGAACGUUCUUGCCAUCCUCGCCGGCGUCCCCGGAACCCACGGCAACUCAUCUUCUUCUUCUUCGUCCCGCCCCGCCUUGUCCAUACUCUCCGCCAUGAAUUCUGGUCUCGCCGCUCCCGCCGGUGCUCUCGCCUUUUUCGUAUCCACCACGGGCGCCGGCUGGGCCAGGAAAGUCAGUCCGUAUGCCGCGGCAUAUCACCUCCGCACCGCGCUCGAGUCGUGCGACGCGUCAUCCACCAUGAUGUUGCUAAAGAAGACAUGGGCGCCGAUGGCGGACCCGACCAAUGCCAAUUAUACGGGAUGCUUCUGGGAGACGCUCGAUCCCGACGGCACGCCCGGGUUGGGCCUGUCGACGUCGCUUUGCCACGGCUGGGCUGCGGGGCCCACGGCCGAGCUAAGCAAGCAUGUCCUCGGCGUCCAGCCCGCGGCCCCCGGGUUUUAA